This is a messenger RNA of Eimeria tenella, 19905 nucleotides long. RefSeq lists its product as uncharacterized. The transcript has 20 exons. Gene Ontology annotation, cellular component: extrinsic component of membrane. Lineage: Eukaryota; Apicomplexa; Conoidasida; Eucoccidiorida; Eimeriidae. Bases 1 to 19905 code for a protein of 6634 amino acids. The record is from RefSeq and is a predicted model, not a curated record. Gene Ontology annotation, biological process: protein retention in Golgi apparatus; protein targeting to vacuole.
AUGCCUGUGGCAAAGAUGUAUACUGAGGGACAUGGGCAGACGGAAGCCGACGAACAGCAUCCAGACAGCCAGCCGCUGGCUGCCGCAGGCUUUGGCAACAAAGCACGCUGUACGGCAGACACCGUCACUGGAAUCGGUGCAGAAUCUCUAAACGCAGAACGAGGAGAAGAAAGUGCGGCAAAUGAUGACGCAAAACCAACAGAGGCUGCAGAAUCAGGCGGAGAACAAGCAACUGCACCUACCGAAAUCACGCCAGCGGAAGCAACUACAGCAACUGAAACAGGCAAAAUUGUAGGACCUGACAUGCAUGCUGGCCAUUGCAAUGAAGUAAUUGAUUUAUUUGCGGCCGGACGUGUACAGCAGGAAUUAAAGCAGGAGCAUGAUGUCGGAGCAGCCAUGUCAGCAGUCCUGGCUGCGGCAGCUUCGACAGGACAUAUGCCCGAGAGUGCCCCCAAAACUAAUGAAGAAGACAGCCGCACCUCCUCUGUAUUGUCAAAACUGCUAUCUGCUGCUCUGCGGCAGCUUUUGCCAUGGGUCCUCCCGUCUGCGCUUCGGGGUGCCACUGCGGCAAGCGUCAGAGUAAACAUAUCUAAAAAGCAGCUGACCUUAAGCGGUGUUUCUCUGCAGCCGCAGGAGCUUACAUCACUCGUGGGAGCCCCUCUGCAGUUGCUGCACUGCAGCAUAGGUGACCUUCAACUGCAAAUGGGGAAACAGGGGGCGCUCACUGUAGCAGCUGCGGCGUCCGUCGGGAAAGACACGACGACCUCUUCAGGUUCAUGGACAACAGAGAGGAUUCCGGCUUGUUCCUCGACGACACCACUUGCACCAGAUGAGCGGAACAAAUACGAUAGCAAGAAAGAUUCAGGUUCUCUGCUUCUUUCUCUGAAGGAUGUCAUUGUUGUAUUGACACCAACGAGACCAACGGAAUGGUCGAGGGACCAGUUACUAGGAUUGGCGCUUCGCAGGCGGAGAUCGCUGCUUCAUAGUAUAGACAGCGAACAACAGCAAAAACAACUGCUACAGCCUAGUGGCCUUUCAGCAAAUGUGGCUGGUGUGAUAUCCCACUGGAUCGACCGCCAUAUCCAGUGGGCCUCUGUAGAAGUCCUUAAUUUGCAUAUUCGUGUCGAAUGCCUUGUUCCCCUUUCCAAAACGAGCAGCAGCAGUUGCACUAGGGCAGCUUUCGCUUUAGGGCUGCAUUUUAAGGAGCUGCGUAUGCGCACCGUCCCACCUGAGGAGUCUAAUGUUCCACGCGCUAGCAUGAGAAGGGAAGAACAACAGGAGAAACGAGGGAUCCAGGAAGCUGCAGCAGCUUCUCUUCACCAAGCCACUACAGAACCAUUGUUUGAAGGUGGCAGAAUUGAGGGACACAGUAGCAGUAAUAAAGACAGCUUCUGCAGUGAGUUUAAUGUCAGAGGCUUCUCCUCUUACACUCAAAAUGAGCUGCUUCUGCUGGCACCGCACACUUGCUGUGUAACUGAAAUGAUCGAGAAACUCCGCGCUUCUCGAGUGUUAUAUCGCCAGGAAAAUGAGUAUCCCCGCUCAGGGCGCAAAGAAGAAAAGCAGCUGCAGUCUGAAGAAGGUCGACAGCGCGAAGUAGAUUGUCGAUUCUCCUCAACGAGCAAAUUUUCGCCUACUGGACAGCAGCGCCGAUGUCGCAGAACGGGCACAAACAGCAGGUGCCUUUUGGCUCCUGUGAAUGUAUACAUAUCUCUAAGAAAGAAGGGCCUGCUUGAAGGCAACCUUCCCAGUGGCAGGAGCAGCAGCAGAGUUGAGGGCGUUGCAGUACGGGAGGACAACGGGAGCUUCAUGGAUAAUUGCCAGGCAGCAUUUAGUCAAGGGAAGCUCUUUACAACAACAGACCCUGCCUAUAUCGCUACAGUCGAUUCGGAGAGCCUGCAACUUGCUGUUAACCCUGCAGGCAUUCGGGGUCUUCGAUGGCUGGUAGCAAGCUUUGAGGAGCACCGCAGAGCCAUUGACACAGCUGAGGCUGUCCUCAGCCUUGUAAGACCAUUCGCGCCAUCUUGCACUGUGCACGGAAAUCCCGGAAUUUGGUGGCGAUUCGCGAUUCGUGCGGUUUGCCGCUUGCAGCGCGAGAUGAGCAUCACCGCGCGCAACGGUUACACCAGUAAUUCACAAGCGACCGUGUCUACGGAGGGACUUUUGCCUGUCGAAGAGACCCUUAAGUUGCGCCUAUGCGCCGAAAAAUCCGAAAAGUAUCGCUGCCUGCGACGCCUGCAGCUGCAAGGCACGUUAACACCGACGCAAGAAGAACAGUUGCUUCACCUGGCAAACACUUUACCGCUACCACACCUCCUACAAGCUCAUUCAGCAGCAAGGCAGGAUCUCGUGGAGCAGCAAGCGGAAGUGACAGGAAGAGCCCUUGGGAAGACCUGGGCACACUGGCUCCCUGUUUGGGGGAAAAGAAGGUCGCAACAAGGCUCAGGAGCUACGAGAAACACAUCAGCAGCCGUUGGCUCCAAUGAAACAACCCUUAGUGACCGGAAAACGGGCUGCUCUGUUCGUCCGUCCGUGCCUCCGCUUUCUCUGCAGGCGAUCUUAGAUCAGAAUAGGCUGCAGCAUCGACGACACCAGGAGCGGGGAGAGCGGAAGACACAGGGGAGGGAACUGCAGCAGCAGUGGCAAAACAACCGGCAGCAUGAGCAGCUGGGAAGUUCUGUAGAGGGGGCGCCGCCAGGAGAGUUUGAUUACUUUUUCGAUGCUCGUUCUCAGCCCGCUACUGCGCGCUUCGCAGGCGACAGCACUUCAGUGCUUCAAAUAGAACAAGGAGCAGUAUCCCAAGCAACGCUACCUCUCCCAGCCGCAAGCACAACUCAUUCACCUCAAAGAAGCCACAGAAAAGAAGAACCAAGCCAUAGGCUCCCUCAACUUCAAGGGUUGACUGCAUACGGUGGGAGGGCCAAUUCCGAAAUCGCGCGACAGGAGGGCCGUGAAUGCCCCACGAUUCCGGUAACAGAGGUGGAGCCCGCUGUUUGCGCUAUGAACAUUGCCGAGAAAGAAGACCCACGCAAAGAUUCUGAUCUUUCGGAGGCCGAUGAAAUAUUCUACGACUGCUUGGACUUUCAACCCCCGCGACAGUCCCAAUCGUCACAUGAAGAUACCCCACCAGCAGCCGCAGCGGCGACUUCAGCUGAGGUAACUAAUCCGCAAAGCGAAGCGCACCCUCGCUCCACUUCCGCACAAGCUGCUCACACGUUGUCAGCUUCCGUGCUGCUGCGCUCUGUUUCCGUCACCUUCUGCACGGACGUACAGCCGCUUCGAGAGACUGAACUGCAGCUGAAUCAACAACAGCGCUUUCCUCCACAGCAACAGAAGGAGUCACAGCAGACAGAAGACAACUAUUUAGUGUGCAACGUAGGCCCAGUCUGUGUGGAUGGCCUCAUUGGCGACGAUAAGGUAACUGGAAGCGUCUCCGUAGACUACCUGAGGAUCAAUUACAAAUGCAGGGGUCUUCAGAAUGAGCAGACUCUGAUGUUUGAGGACAAUAAGAUUGGAGAUAAGGCAUUGCUAUCGGUGCAAAUUGCACAGAAUUGCGUUGGUACUGUGUUUGAGGGGCAAGUGGAUGGGCGCGACUCGAACUUCUUGUCUCUUACGAUCCGUCGACUCAUUUGUAUACUUGAUCCAAAGGCUUUGGGGGGAUUGGCAACUAUCCAAGAACGAUUUACUGCUGCUGUUGCAGAAACAGCCUUGGCUGCAUUCUCGCAGCAAUGCAGCCUUUUGCACCUGAAAGGAACCACGAAGAGAGAUUGCACAUGCACUAGGGAGGCUCGUGGCGGCUUUCUUGGGUUCCAGGUGACAGCAGGCUGUGUGGGUCCGCAAAGACAGCUGAUUCUUUCUCCUAAACGCCAGCAGCAACUUCGUGAGAGCGCUUUGCUGCGAUAUGCGGUUUGUAUAGAGGCCCCAACAGUGAUCGCCCCCGCCUUGGAGGGAAGGGCCGUGCUGUGUCAUCUUGGAGAGCUGAGAGUCUGCAGCGCGCAGCGGAAGCAAUUACUACAGCCCACUGGCGGAAAGGAAGAUGAUGCUGAGUCAAUCAACCUUGAGUUUUUCGACAGCUUUUUCCAUGAACGGUAUGGCCACCGCUUUACUGCUUCAACAGCAGGAUCGCAUGCUGCUGGGGCUCCGGCAACAGAGGCCUCCUGUUUUCCUGCCACAGCGCGCGCUCGCGUCUUGCGACGCGUCAGCGUUAUCACCUACCAUGGCGUGCUGCUGAGAGAUUCCCACAUACUAUUCCAUAGCGAUCUAGAGCGGCUGAAGAAGGAACUGGAGCCGCUCCAGUCGUAUGACUCAAGCAGGAGCAGAAGUGGCCUAGGUGCCUGGUGCUCCUCUCAGAGGUCAAGCAGGGAGCAACGUCAUUGGGAGCACUUGUCCCGGUCCCAGAAAUACAAAUUUGGUGGGCAUAGAAGGAAAAUUUGGCAUCGUGAGUCCGGUGAAUCCAGGAGUCGCCCCAUGGAUAAGACAGAGCAUUCUUUACCCCGGGGGAUCAAGGGUGUCGCCCAGCCCAUCCUUCUCCCCUCCGAGUUUAGGGCAGUUGUAGAGGUAAAACACAUUGACGUUUACGAUGCCAGGGAGCUUUUCCUGCCUCGCAAGUUGAGCCGCUUUCUCAAGGAGCAGCAGCAGCUUCAAACACAGUUUUUCAGCUCCUCCACCACUGCGGUCGGUUGCCAUCCGUACCGCGGAUGUGACACAGCAGAGAAGAAACAAACGGAAACUCAGGGAAUGAUGCCGCAGAAUUCAUUACAGGAACAGAAACAUCACCGGCCGGAACAGUAUGGCAUCCGAGCCAGCGACAGGCAAACACAGCUGCGCUGCGAAGUACAAGUAGACAUAAAUGGAAAUUUUAGCGAGGUCGAGAUCUCUUUAAGUCACUACGGAUGCGCUACUUUAUUGAGUGCCAUCAAUUUCCUCAAAACAACCUUGUUGCGGAGGGAGACCGCCACUUCAUCCAGGGGAUGUGUGGACUCAAGCUGCGGCAGAAGAACUGUCUCGGAUCCAGCGGCGGCUGGUGGCCCCAGGACAGAACUCAGCAGAAGCCAAAGGGCAGAUGGGCACACUGAAGCCAGUGGCAUCAUUCCAAUAUACGUUUCUGGUUCUGUUGAGUGUGAGAAAAUGACUGUGUUUCUUAACAAUCUUAACAACAAUGCAGAUAUGCCGCGAGGAAUAGACUGGAACGAGUCAAGUUCAACCAUGAGAGAUUACCAAGUAGCUGUAGAAGAUGUGUUGCUGCUUCGAGCCAUCAGUGUGCGUGGACGCUUCAACAGCAGAAAUACCAUGACUAUUCAGCAACUGCAGAUGAGCCAGCUGCUUCUCGAACAGCCAUGCUUUCCUGUGGCGUGCCCGAAUCGGUACAUACUUCGUCUACCAUCAUCAGGCAAUAUUUCAACAAUCGCAUACUUUAACCCUUCGAGCAUAAGUCAACAAGCGCCAAGCGUACUACUCGAAUUAUCCAGCGGUAUGUGCAAGAACUCAGCAGCGGCCACUUCGUACUCUUGUGCUUCCCUGUUCUUUAUGCGCCCGAUGGCACUCAAUUUCCGCCCCACCCCAGUCUCUUGGCUCUUGCGCUUUUUGAAGGCGCCUGCAUGGCAGUCCGGUAGCAUAAACAGAAACAGCGUCAUCGGCAACGACAGCCACAAAGCAACUGGAAACAUUAAGGGCGCUCCACAGGACUACAGACUCGCCGGGAAGGCCACUGAGUGUCUGCAGGAGUUUCAGCUCGAAACUUCGGCCUCUGCGGAUGGCUGCGAGGAAGUUCAGAGCCGUCAGGGAGAAAGUGCAAAGACCCCUUUUGAGGUAGGAGACGAUGCCCCACCAAAAUAUGCCGCAGAAGCCUACAGUGACCCAGUUUUGCAAGAUAUAAAAGUUAAGUUUCAGAAUGUGGAUAUUUUGUGGAGUUCCCGUGGCGCUGAUCCACCUUUGGCAACGGCGGCUUUGUCAGCAGCUUCCAUGAAUCUUCGCCUGCAUCGUCAUUCAACCAAGAUUACAGCUAGUAUGCGGGAUUUCUCGCUGCACUGUGUCGUCCCUAAUGUCGAAAAUAGGCCGUAUUCGAACUGCGUUUCAGCCAGAAAGCAAGCCCGCCGCGCCAGCGUGCAACCUGUGCAAGCAGCUUGCUGUGGGAUCCUCGGAUGUAGCGCGAAAGAAGUGUCCAUCGAUGAGAGAUUCCGCUUCAGGAUUCGACUACUAACAACGGAAGUUAUUGGUGUGGUUCCUGGCAGCGAUAAUGCCUUUAGCGUUUCUCUUGACUCGAUGCAUCCAUUGUCACCCGAGUUUUCUGGACUCAGCUCAAGCCUGAAGGUUGAACUAGGGACUUAUCGUGUCACAUAUGUACACUACCAAUUCUGGAGACUGUUUAAUUGGCUAAUAGAGGACUUCUUCGGCACUUUAAUCUCUUCGCAUGUGCCAUCACCAAAUUCUUCGAAAACAAGAGGGCCUGCGAGCAGAUCAAGCCCCCCAGAGGCUGCACCAAAGCCCAUUCAGCACUCACCUUCUCUACAAGACCUAGCGAGGCGUAGCUUUCUAAAGUCCGAGGCAGGAGCCAAUAAAAGGGCGUUUGUUCUGCCUGCAGCGGAGGGCGAUGGGCAGAGUGCGGACACUAACAGCGGUGCAUUGGACAGAAAAUCCUUCAUAGUCCCUAACGAAGGACUUCAGCACAUUUUCUUGCUUGCUGAUGCAGGAAGAUCAAUUCUCGGCAUGACGCCGCUCUUUCAGCAGCAAACGCAAGGCAUUGAAGAAGGAAACACUGGUGAAGAAAUGCUACAACGCCUUUUGUUACCGGAAACCCUACCGUUCAAUGUCUUCCACUAUGAAGUGCGGUUCUCAUGUCCCCGUUUACUCCUGCCGGCAGCCUGUAAAUCCAGCGGUACUCGAGCCAUUUUUUGGCCUCCAACCUAUUCAUACUGCAAAUGUACUACGGAGCAUCGCGUAGUAGAUGAUUCUUGCUAUCGCAGGAGAGAUCGAGCAGCGGGUGGAAACGUUGGCGCCUGCAGCGAUUGCACAAACUGGAUUACGGAUUCAGAGAACUCGAAUCUGGUUGGUGCUCGGCAAAUCAUCUGUCUUCUCGACAGUGUCACAGUGACGAACUCCUGGCGCCUCAGCAGAAAGCACGGAAUUGUUGAAAGCAUCAACGUGUUUUUUGAGGGAGCGAAAGCCUUUGCCAACGUCGACUGCUGUGCACAAUCGUCACUGGGGCAAACAACCCUGCGUCAGCAACAGGCUUCUGGUGCGGAAUUUCGGUCAGGUUCGUGCCGCCGCUGUGCCAGCCGCGACUCACUGGAUGCCCUGCCUCCAGCCGAGGCGCCGGACGUCGACACGUUUGGAGUCCCUACAAUAACACCAUUAGAAGCUUCAGAGUCCACCUGCAGGGCCUCUGGCUCCCCUGGAAGCUACCUUUUCGGUAGCGCUGACCUUAUGGUCCGCGUGUUACGACCGGCGUUGAUGCGUUCUUCGUCCCAUUGGAUACGAGUGGAGGCAGGACUGCUACCCGUUAGCCUUGACGCACAAGCACUAAGACUCAUUUUUGAAGUUUUUGAAAACAAUUUUAGCACCAGAGAUCACUACACUUCAUCAAAGCAUACAGUAUUUGAACCGCAGGCAGGAAGCCUACGUGAACGCAGUGGAAACCACCAGACUAUCCAAGAAGUACAACACGCAGACUGCGACACGGAAUCAAAGGCUGAGAAGUGCUUCCCCAAAUACCCACUGACACCAGAAGGGAGGUCUACAAUAGAUUCCGACAAGUACGGUAAAACGGGAAUACUUUUGCAACGAUUGCAGGAGCAACAAACGCUGCAGGGACUGUUGGAGCCGCAGGUGGACUUCGUGGAGCUUUUAGAGGAGUGGGGACAUGAGACGUAUCUCUUGGAACUAGUUGUUCAAGGGGUGCACCUUGCUGCCUUUGAAUACCCCGUCAAGAAGUAUUCCCUCUUGCUGCGGAAGCAAUGUGGCGCUUUUAGGAGCCGCAUUUGGGCUCUGAAGCAAAACCAAGGACGACGGCCAAAGUUUUGCAGUGACAAUUGUCCGAGAAGUAACCUCCCGCCUUUCGGUGGGAUCGAGUGUGCUCAACGAAGACCUUUUCUACUGCUUCAUGCGACGCGCCUGAGAGCACAGUUUCGAUCGCUUCAGUUGCCUCCACGCCAGGCCGAGCAAGUGGGCUUGCUGGUAAGCACUACGUCUUCAGCUUCUCAGGGCAACCACGAGAAGCGGGACGGCGAAUAUCAGUCUGAAACUCGCCGUAUACUACCCCCUCCAGUCAGAGGGACAUUCCUAGGAAUGAGAGUUGGCUCAUCUACCGUAUUUUCUCCGGACCUGGCUCUUCCCUUUUCGGUGGUUUUCACGAAUAGCACAUGCCCUCUGGGGCUCUUACAGCAGCAGUUGGAGCCCCUAGCAGAAAGCAUUCGCCGGGCGGAAUCAGGAUCCAUUGCGGCAGCCGUACAAAUGGGUGACAAAUCAUUGGGCUCCGAAACCAGUGCAUUUGGAUGCCGUUUAGGGGACGCACAGCGAGUAGAGAGGUCAGCAAGCCAGCUACCAAUGGACUCACCUAGGCUGCUACGCCAGGAAGAGCACCCUCUAUUGACGGCUUUUACGACUCCAUGGAUUGACCCAUUGCAUCUAGAAGAUCAGAUGAAAGACAUACAGAACGAGGAAUGCGAACCAACCUCUCGUUCUUCUACGCAGACCCGUGCUGCCACUGCCCCUGGCCAAGGCCAUGUUUCUUGCUGUAAGGCUUCGAAAACUGCAGACCGAACUGACUCAAGGGAUGCCGCCGUCGAAAUGCCAUCAUUUAGUGGAAAGUAUGUUCCUCUAUUCCGCUGUGGCUUGCAGCAUUCGCCGCAACAGAAGGGUCAGGAUGGAGUUCUUCCCAAACUGUUGAUGCCACAGCAGGCAGAGCUGAGCGUGUUCUGCAAAUGGGCGACAGCAGCUCCAGUGACACCGCUGCUCGACGACGUAGUGCAUAAUAUCCCAGAAUGUCGAAAUUUGACGGCUAAAGAGAGACUCCUUAUGGUUCAGCGGCUGCUACUACAACGUCAGCGCCAGAGGAAACAACAGCGCAUCUCAUUAUCGUCUGAAAGAACCCGGUGUGUCUUAACUUUGCCUUUAAUCACUCGUAUUUCUGGCUUCUUUUCCGAUUACGAAGCAACAACUGGCGCAGUGCAUCGGCAUGCAGCGGCCUUCAGAACCGGCGGAGGCGCAGAAAUGAUACAGGGGAAUAACUGGAAAAGUGCAAAUCACCAGAGCCGUGUGGUAUGGCCCAUGAGCUGUGACAUCACGCACCCAGCCCAGUCCAGUUCUGACGAUAGUCAGGCUACUUUUGACAGUGAGCCACCUUAUUGUUCUGCCAGGAAAGUUUGUUUCAACUGUCCCGGUGGAAGGCGAUGGAUGCACAGAGGAACUAGCAGAAGGGGAAGCGAUAAAGAAAAACUCAACGAUGCAUCAUGCGUUGCAGUUGGAGACAAAAAGCUAGGCACCAUCAGUGGCCGCCAUGCUUUAAGUCAACUAAGCAACAUUGAUCCCGCAGUCUGGGCACGCAGUAACAGUCUUGCCAGGACUGCUAGCCAUGAUGCAUUUUCUGUCUCCGGAGACGACCGAAGAGAUAUUCACCUCACUCAUUUUGGAAGCAAAGCUCUUGCCCUGUGCCAGUCUUCCUUCGCCUCAGUCAAGCGCUUUGCGUCAGGGCUUAGUAGUCAGAGCAGUAAAGAUGCUCUGGGCGCAUAUGUAGAACACGGCUUAACCGAUUCUGAAGGCGUUGCCAGUUCCUGCGAGAACAGCGAACUACAAAAGUCGGAAAUUGACGAUAGACAUAAUCUUCAGCAGUCAGGUUUCUUCGGCAUUUGCGCAGCCGUGCCACCGUCACAGAAGACAAUGCUUCCGCCUCUCCAACUGACAUCAAAAGACGUAGUGAUAUAUCUGUCUGAAGCAUCAGUACUUCUGCCUGUGGAUGGCACCGAGUAUGAGAGCGGCUCCGUGCUGCUUCGUGGUUCAGUCAAUGUGCGGAGACGUGCAGAUGAUAUUCUAGACCCCAUAGCGCAUUGUAACACCUCUGGCGGCGCAUCAGCUGCUUCUGGUGCUUUUGAGCAUCUUUGGAAGUGUGAUAGCGCUGGCGACAGAACGUUGUGGGGAGCUGUAAGAGCAAAUAUAGCAUCUGCUCAGGAAAAGGAAACUGGUGGCGCGUUGCUUCAGCAGCAGGAGCCUCUCAGGGAAGCCCAGCCUAGUUCCCCAGGUAGCCUACCAGACAAAUUUUGCCCGGGCAUCCGAGGUAUUGACAUUUUGUUGCGAAAGGCGACGGUUACAUGCUUACGCAACAGUAAGCCGCUGCAACAAAUGGACGCUAGCACGACGGACUUUCUUAGACGCCACAAGCACCUACAGCUACGGCACUGGAGAAGUCUGCGGCGAUUAAACUCUGGUAGUAAACGUACAGGCGCAGCAUCCGAAGCAUUUCCAAAGCAAAGCCUUCAAGUGCUUGGAGUGCGCGAGGUGGCGCUUGACGAGCUGAGGAGUGCUACCGCGCAGGCAGAAGUGGAAGCGUACGUAAAUGCGUCGGACGUCGCCACCGUCUUGGUCCAACACACUGCUGACAGAAGUACACUUGCAAAUGACACGCCUGUUGAGAAGUUCGCCAAAGUCCACACUAAAUGCAAGAUUUCUGGACCGGUUGAUCGACCUGUCGAUGCUUCAAAGGCAGCAGACUCAACGGCUCCAAGAGUGCUUUUACAGAGUAAUGCACGGAUCAUAUGCAGUGAUUUUAGUGCUCAUUUAAGUCACAUAUCCACUCCGCCUACUUUUUCCCACCAAAGCCAAGCAGAAUCCUGCUCAGGUGGAGUGCUUCAUGGACUGAAAAUCUCUUCGAAAUCUGCUUCCAACAGCGCCUCGAAAAAUGCUUCUGAAAGCAUAGGCGUGCAUAGCAGCUGUUGCUCGCGCAUCACGAAGGCCAUGAGAUCGAGCAGCGCCAAAGUGGAUACAGGGUCCUUGGGGCGGAUCUGCGAUUGCUGUUGCCAUCAUCCACAGGAGCAUACUGUUCUACACGUUGGCCCAUGUGAGUUGGAGCUUUCGUACUUGGACUGCCUCUUAAUUUGCAGGUGCGCUGCUCAGCAGAUACGCCAGGCAGAAGAGCAGCAAAGCAGGAGAGAAAGACAGGUGGCCGUUUUCCUGCGGCUUUUCCACCACGGCUUGGCUCUGAAACAGCAACUAGCAAGGGGCCAGAGGCUCAGUCGGAAGCAGUACGUGGAGAGUGAUCCGACGCCUUCUGUAGUCACAGAGGGACUCUCCACUUCGUCCUCCGUUCAACGUGCAGCUUUCACGGAGGGCAGGCGAGGCACUUACUCGAAUCUGCGGCCAAACGCGCCAGCGCCUUACGCAAGCAGAAAUUUGCACACUUCCCCGUCGUUUCCACGACAGAGCCGUGUGCUUGCCUGCUUACCGUUAUUACGCGUUACGCUCCUCAAUGAUCACCUAGAUUGCCUUCAAGCUCCUCUCUUGCAGCUAUUGAUGCUUGACAGUUGUUUUUCUCGGGCGUGCUCUGUUUUGCCCCCUCUUCGUACAGAAGCGCUGGGCAUACUCCGUCAUCGUCCUCAGCGAGAACAGAUCUCUUCUGUAAAUUUGCUGGAGGGUUCGCUGUUUUUGUGGGCCUUUAAUCCUCUCGCUGUCGCGUUUGAACCGGUAGUGGAGUCGCUACCGUUGGCUCUCGUAAUACGUGAAGCUUCGUAUUCACUCAUGCAAUACGCGUAUAGAUCGCGUUGCGACGAUGAUAGUCAGGCGCUUGCUCUAAGGCACUGCGGUGGCCGGACCGCGGAGUCCGAACAUCAUUCUUCGUGGCCGCCUUCGUUCCUGCACAGACGUGGGGGAAGCCAAGGAAUCUUACGGAAGCCGGGUCUCUUGGUUCCUUUCGGCACAGCACCUCUGUCGAAGAACCCUAGCAAUAGCAGCAGCAGCCGCUGCGAGACCCGGAUAAGGGACGAGUCAACAGACUCAGUGGGUCGUCUUCUUCCUCACACUUCGAAGAACGCUGCAGAUCGUGAGACAAGCAUGUUUCGAAACCAACAGCAAAAGGGCUCCAGCGAUACCGACCGACUUGCCACCGCACAACUUUACAUGAGGCAGGGGCUGGAAAGCUUGCACAGGGACGCAGACAGCGUCACCACUCACUUUGAAGGUGAUGAAUCAUUCGUGCUCCAAUCCGGAAUCAAGGGGGCUGCUGGAUCUGAGAACCGCGGUGGCACACUUGCAUGCUCUCCCGAUGCCACCUCUACUGCAGAGCGGUACUUGGGUAUUCUGUUGUCAUCUACGCCAGGGAGCAGUAUUGAAGCUAACUUGUCUCCAUUGUUGUUGCAGUCUGUAGUAGGGAGCCUCUAUAAGUGGUAUUGUGACUUUGCGCACCACAUGCAACAGCCGCAAGAAGGGCACAGACAAGCGCGGAGGACCACUCCCUGUCAAGGCCGCCUUGCGAGGAGGCGUAGAAGUCCACAAGUCCUUCAUCGACAUGUUUCAGAUUCAGAUCAACAGCAGGCCCGGCAGCUACAGGAGCAGCGCUAUAGAGCUUCGCAUCACAUAGAAAGCCAUUCCGCAGGGGAACCAGAGGAUUUCCACGAACGAGAGCCGCAAGCAUCUGUUGAGAGAACGAAUGAUUGUCUCGGAGUGCACCUUGGUUUAAAGGUUCAUCGAAGAUGCUCAUCAUGCUCUUUGGAGGCCUCACCCAGUGGCUGUUCGCCAUUUGAGGACACUCAAAUAGGCAUGCAUGAAAGCGUAGAUCAUGUACGCGAUUAUGCAAGAAAGUCAGCAUCUAAAAUAGAAGCCGAUGGAUCAGUGAAUGAAGACCGCUGCCAGCAGGAGCAGAGACCACACCUGGAGGCAGCAGACCCCAAACGGGGCAAGGUCUUCAUACCUUACCAUGUUGUGAACCAGACUGGACUUCACCUUGGAAUCCUUCUUUUGCCCGAGGAAGCAGCUGCGAAAACGGCUCACUCAGACGUUGGUUCUGGCAGGCGCACUAUUAGCGCAGUCGACGCAGAACAAUACGGGCUCCCCCGUACUCUUCGGUUGUGCCACCGCCACAACAGAAGCACAUGGGGAACUGGGCAAUAUAGCAGCAGUGAUGAUAGCAACAGCAGCACGAGCGAAGCAGAGAUUGGACGCAGUUUAGCUGCAGCCCCUGUAUGUUGGGACUUUGGACCUACUCUACAGAAAACGCCUUUUGGAUUUUUUGGAUCCGCGAUAAGCACGCCAACAGUCAAGUCAAGCGACACGGUGACCGCGUCAUGCCCACCCUCUCCCUCCACUGUUCAUGAAGCCGAAGACAGCGGCCUCCAGAAUUGGGAAUCCGCUGCCCGGUGGGAAUGGCUGAGUCCGUCGGAAGAACGUGCGUUGACGCAAAUGAGGGUUUCUGUUGGCACAGCAUCAACUGCUCAUGUUGCACUACAGCUUGCUGAUCAGGCUGCGGGGGAGUUCGGUGCACAACAGCCUCUACGUAGAUCUACUCUAAAGAUGAAGGGGUUUUGUAGAGCGGCGGAGAACAAUAAUGAAUCUUUGGACGGCUUCUCCAAGAAGUGGAUGCUUGGCAUGCCAGUACCGCUCGACCGCAUCGGAGUCUACAUUCAACCUUUGCCAGAGACGAAGAUGACGGCACUUUCUGGAGCAUCCCCUGCUAAGUCAGCUGUUAAGGAAUCAGUGCCUUUUGUAAUUUGCCGCCUCAUCGCCAGUGCUGGGACGAAGCAGCUGUUGGUACAAUCUCAAGUAGUGCUUCGCAGCUCCUGCAGCACUCCACUUCAGCUUAUGUUAUUGCCUUUGAUUGAAUCCCUUGGCCCCAGCCAGCAAGAUGAAGAGCUGAGACUUCGAGAGAAUGGCGGAAACAAAAAGAAAAAUGAGUGCCUUCUGUUACUAAAACCCGGAGAAACAUUGGCUGUACCAGUCAACUUUUGUUUCACAGGAAGAUUUCGAGUCCGGCCAUUGCUGUCUGGGGCGACUUUCACAUGGUCUAAGGAAUUAAGUCUAGACACAUUGUGGCGGGUUGUCGAGGACCAGCAACACCAAAAGUCUCACGAUGAAGCAGCCAGUGAAGCGAGGAGAGAUGCAAUUAACAGGCAACUGUCGAAAACCGACUUAUUGCGGUGCAGCCCCUGCAUUAGCAGCACCGGCAGGAGUUGCAAAACAAGCAGGCAUGCGAAAAGCACUGGAGAAGAAUGCUUUUUGGAGCAACAAGAAGUGCAGAAUGUCCCAACGAAACGAAGGCCUGACUACCAUAUUGUGGUCUCUUACCGACAGGAGCGGCUUUUCCACACGUCUUUCUCUUGCAUACAGCUCAAAGUGUCAUUUGAGGCUCCCCUGCGCAUCGCAAGCAACAUCCCGUUCCCCAUCAGAUAUCGCGUUCAAUGUCCGCUACCCGUGAAGGCUGGGGAAGAUCCCCCCGAGGACUCAGAGGGAAUACUCCAGUUGAAUGAGCGGCGACGUGUGCAUUCGCUCCCUUUAACAGGAGUGGCUUUUCUUUCCAUCUCACUGACAGAAGGCCAGUGGUCAAAGCGGACUCAAGUACAACCACCACCACUCCAUCGGAGGAACCCUUCAUCAAGUAUUCCUUCACAAACGCUUUCCAGCCCUUCGGCAGCUGUAGGUUCGCACUUAGGGGCUGGUCAGGCACCAGCAGAAUGCGUAAGGGACGAUAUUCUUGAGAGCCUCAAGAAGGAAUCUUCAGGCGAGACAGCAGCAGGAGAAACUUUUAUAGAGGUCGAGUGUUUGGACAGGCGAUCCUGUUCUGUCAAGCUGUGGCUCAUCUUUUGUGAAUCUGACGGACGCUCCCCCUCCUUGCUGUUGCAUGCCCCUGUGUGGCUGGUGUCACACAUUCAGUGGGCAUUCCAAAGAAAGUGGCUGCAACAGCCACGGAAGCUAGACAAGCCAGACUCUGCAGAGGAGAGAAAUAAGAAGCGGCCUGCUGUUGAGUACAGUAUCAUUCGUCGUAACACCACCACAGGCGCAAGUUGGGCGAUGCAGGCAAUGUCAGCUGCGGCUGCUGCGGUAGACCUACAGGGGGACACAAGGCAGCCAAAGCCGUCCAAGGUCCCGAAGUUUGAAGCUUCUUCUCGCAGCAUCCUCACGCAGGACUGCACCGGAGAUAUACGACUUCUCGAUUUUAGUGUGGGUCAGGCAGUCCUGAAGGCGACAUCUUCCAUUCGUGUGGAAGCUGAAGGGAUAGGCUGCUCUGAAUACUUGGACGUUUGGGGGGAAUUUCCCAGGAGGCUGAGUGUGGCUGCAAACCCCUCAGCACCGCACCAGACCUACGAAACUUGCCCUCGCAUGGUUUCAAAAGAAGAGCAAGACUGCACGAGCUCUCCUCAAGGUUCUGAAAAUGGUGAGGUAGGCCUUUCUGACACGAAGGACACAAGCAGAGGCAGCCAAGCUGCCAGGCCGUCCAGACUGGAGUCUGCGCUCAAGAAUUCGAUGGGGGGGCCCUGUUUAGACGUGGUUGCUGCAAUAUUGGAGGCACCUUUGCCUCUUCUACGCCCUGUGCUCUUGCUAACGCUUUCUCCCAUGUACACAAUAACAAGUCGGUGCCACUUCCCCAUUAGAAUCCGCCAAGCGCGGCCAAGCUGCUUCUUCGAAGGAAAUACGGGGGCUUCUCGAGAAACUCUUGGCUUCACUAUGGAGUUGCAGCCUCAGCAUACUGAGCCCCUUGUCUGGCAGUUCAACUACGGCAUCCGAGCCAUACAGCUACAGGGACUGGUGCCCAGCCUCUGUUGGUUACAAGAAGGUUGCAGUCGUGGGAGAACAGCAGAAAGUGUCGACAGCACGUCAAACUCAAUGUGGAGCACGUGGUCGGGCUACUCUCCUGUGUGUCGUACUGGGGAAAAUUGGUGCAUCCGUAUACCCAAUGUACCUCUUAAGCUACCGGGAGCCACCCCUUCUGCCUUCAGAAGACACGGAAGCGCCGCCAGAGGAGAACAGGUAUCUUCCAACUUUCGCCAAAACCGGGCUGAAAGCCUUCCGAAUCAACACAAGCAACCGCCGCGAAGGUUACAGGCCAGAUGGCAUACGGUGACGCCACAAGAUUUUUUAGGUGCGCUUUUGCGUCGGGGAGUUUCAGUGAAGGCCUCUGGAAAUUUACCUCGCCGUCGACAGCAGCCUCCAAAACAAUUUAUGAAUCGGGCUUAUGCCGCUCUAGGAUGCUCGUCCUUGCGUUUAGAAUCAACAGCAGGCCCAGCCAGCACUGUUAACUUGACGAUCCAAAGAGAGCAGUUUGAAUUCCGGGACGUUGUCUUGAUUUGCAACGACACCGCGUUACCUCUGAUGCUGCGCCAGUGCCGCCACAGAGGCAGUCAAACAGAAGGUGAAUCCGUCCAAGUGGGCCGCCGGUCGUCCGAGAUGGCUCAAAAGCUUGGCCUCCCACAGGUCGCGGCUUUUGGGGUUGACUCUGUUACUGCAGCGGUCGCUGAAUUAUGGGGAACAGCAACGAAGAGCGAAGAUCUGGAAAAGCGCCAACUGAGCAGCUUUGUUGACUCAAAGAGCUUUGGUCAGUAUGACAGUAGCAGCGAGGGAAUAUCCAGUGGUUUAACCCAACAACUAAACAUGCUUCUAGAGGAGCAGCGGCGGGCAGAACAACAGCACACUAUACGACAGCAAAACGGAGCUUCACUUUUUCAUUCUUAUGAUGCGGUUCACAUAUCUGCAGCUCCCAGUGAGGAGGGUGUCCAGCUGCUUUUAGACCGAUUGGCUCUCAUUGCUCAGGCCGCUGCUUCUGAAAGAAAACCUUACCAGCUACAACAACAUUGUGUCACUGAUGCUGCGAGCAGCCAUGUCGCGGUUGAGCAGUGUUGUUGGUGCUGGUUUGAAUCUGCUGUAACAGAGGAGUUGUGCGCAGCAGAGAAAAGCGCCAGAAAAGACACGUCGACUGCAACGCUUGACGCAAGGCUGUCGUCUGUGUGGCCCCUCCCGCAACUUGUGCUGCCAGGGGAGACUGUAGUAUUUACUUGGGAUGAUUAUCGCUGCUCGCCUUGUGUAGAGGUAUCUUCCUACCCGUGGUUGCAGUGGCCGGAUAAGGAAAGCCCUUCUUCUCCGACAACUGAACCUACAUCCAACGCAGACCCCGAAGAAGUUUUGCCCGGACCGGACUCACCUUCGUUGAGUCAACCGUUUGUUGCAUGCAUUCCUCUCGACACCAAUGUUCAGGGAGUCGUGCCGCUGCAGUCACAGCCGUCUCCAAACUGGCUGUUCUUCAGAGUUGUUCGCCACGAGGAGAGGCUCCUUUUGCAAAUCGCCCCUGUAGGCGAAACUCUGGGGAUAGCCAGUGCGAAUCCUUCAAAUGCGGCGGAGAGUAAACAGGACGUCAGUGCUCGAAUGUGUAGCGAGAGCUUCAAUACACCAGUGCGGCUGAAUACUGCUGUUUCAUCUGGGAUAGAUCAUUCUUCUCGGGUAGAAAAGAACAUCGACCAUGUGGCGGUCUCUCCAGAUGAUGUGGAUAUCCAUUCUUUACUUAUCGUGCCACGGUAUCUUCAACUCCAUCAUGUUGCGACGGAUCUGACGAAAGACUGCUCUCGCAGCGGCGAAGCCAGCAACGGCGCGGACCGUGUGCCCGAGUGGUCAUACGCCUCAAUGUGCCGGUUCUCUGGCACAGUUGCAGGCUCAUACGCACCUGACCAGAAGACAGCUUCAGCUUCUGAACAAGUGUUUGCUUCUGCUAAGUCUGGUAAGGAAGAUAUUGCCAAGGCGACAACGAUGCUUCCAGUGAGGCCAACUCCUGAUCCCCCAACAUUCGAGCUACGUGUUGAAGUUCCUCGCCUGCAAUUUUCUGUCUUAUCCCAAUGCCCCGUCACUGACCCGCUGUCUCGCCAGAUCGAUUCCAUGCACUCGCAGGCGUACUACCCGGUGUUGCUCCAAAGAGCUCCUCCUAUGCUUAACGAGGUCACUCCCAGCGGAGAGAACAACUGCUUGCAACUGCCACAGGCAACAACUUUGACGGACAAGAGUCAUAAACUCGGGGAUAUCAAGACGCAGUCACCUAUCAAGAAGACUCCAUGUUCUGAAAAAAGAAAUGAUGCCGGUGCCCUUGUUCAAUUCUUGUUGCAGCAGCGAAAGCCCUUUUACGGUAGUCAUGAUGGUGGGGUCGUCAUCGUUGACAAAUGUAGCUUGUCGCUUCAGCCCGUCACCAUCAAGAUUGAUUUAAACAUAUUCUAUCUAGGGUCUGAAGCCAUAAGCUGUUGGCAGUCUGCCUGGGCAGCUGCUACUUCAUCCAUGAGCCUACAAGACUCCAGCAAUGCACCCAGUGAUCCAGAGAACGGGGACGACACAGAAACGUCUCUGGCUUCUGCAGACUGGCCUCUUCUAUGCAAUCAGAGUGCUUUGUUGGAAAGUAAAAGCCUGGAGCACCACUAUUCUGUGAAGAGCGGAAUGGCAUGGGCAUGCAGAAGCAGCAGAACUUGGGAAACGCCCCUUGCGCUUUUUGUCUCCAAGAUCACCAGAACAAAUGUGUCAUUUGCUCCCUUUCCCCUGAUUGUCCGCCCAUUGCUGUGCAACCAAGAAGAAGCGGCUUUCCAGAAGGAGAUGCAGGAGUUCAAGCAGCAAAGGCAACGGCGCUAUAUUUUUCGGGUGCUAACGAUAGAUAGCACGUGCAUUGUCCUAUCGUUUAAGGCAGACACGGGCGGCAGCAGCAGCGCUUUGCAGCGCUCAGUUGUAAGUCUUUCUUCCCUUGAAGAUGCUCGGUUCCAGGUGGAUGGGCUGCAUGUGACAAGCCGGAAGCUUAUUGAAGAUCUUAAGGCGCUGCAACAAAAGCAGCAGCCGCAGACGGAGCAAGAUCUUUCUCAUAUCGUGCAACUAAUGAGGCACCACAAGCAGCCAGCUCUCUCGCUGGAAGAUGUCGUAAGGGUACUGCGGUACUUUUAUCAACAGCAGUUCUUAUCUCAUCUGUCGAAGAUUUUGGUUUCUGUAGAUGUUCUAGGAAACCCUGCCUUAUCGCUUGCACACCUCCAGGCUGGUGUGUACGCCCUGGCCAGGCAGCCCUGGGAAGCUGCUGAGACUGGUGGGGACGUAUUCGAAGGAAUGAUUAGGGGAGCAGAAGACUUCUUGAAGCACACUGGCUAUGGCUUAUUUGGAGGCAUUAGUCGGAUGGCAGGAGCCGCGUCUGAUUCGCUUGGAGCACUUGCUUGUGACGAGGUCUACGUGAGCAAUAGGAAGAAGCAAGGCAGACACAAGGCACGAAACGUGGAAGAGGGUUUACAACAGGGUGUUGAGGCCCUUGGGAAAGCUCUUGCUGGCGGCUUUACAGGUUUGGUGGAGGAACCGGUUAGGGGAGCUGCAGAAGGCGGCUUUGAGGGGUUGCUCCGCGGUGCUGGGAGAGGUAUUGCGGGCUUUCUUGUGAAACCGCUAACAGGAGUGCUCGACUUUGCUCAAAAAACCGCUGAGGCCAUUAAGGAUGCCUCCCAAGUAGAAGGACGACAGCGCCCAAGAUUUCGUCUUCCCCGUUUGCUCCUCGGAAACACACGCCUGCUUGUUGCAUACGACAGCGAAGCGGCGAAAGCCAAAGCUAUCCUGGCAGAAGCCGAAGGACAGUAUUGGGAGAAUCUACCAAUUCUCUUUUUCGCUCUGGACCGUCUCCUUCAGUGUCUCACACUGGUCACCGAGAAUCAUGUUUUGCUUUUCAAGUACUACGCGCGAAGCUCUGCAGAGCUUCUGUUCCUUGCGCCAGUUUCGUGUUUAUUGGCUGUUGGUCACUGCAGCACAGUCAGCAACAUUACGAGCAACAGCGGUGAUAAAAGCAGCGGGAGGACUCGAACCACUACUGCAAAAGAGCGCCAUGCUGUGGUGCUGCAGCUUCGUAGGACGGGAGAGUCGGGAGUUUACUACCAGCAGCUUGUGUAUUCAAAAUCUCGACUGCAACGGCAUAUCAUGAAUUCUUUGAGACAGCUGUUGCUUCAGUGA